Myxocyprinus asiaticus (Chinese sucker) is the source of this 6852-nucleotide messenger RNA. It is a transcript of the gene ppp1r3ab, whose product is annotated as protein phosphatase 1, regulatory subunit 3Ab. Bases 299 to 4462 code for a protein of 1387 amino acids. Gene Ontology annotation, molecular function: protein phosphatase 1 binding; glycogen binding. The record is from RefSeq and is a predicted model, not a curated record. NCBI's taxonomy places the organism in Eukaryota, Metazoa, Chordata, Actinopteri, Cypriniformes, Catostomidae. The transcript is spliced from 4 exons. Gene Ontology annotation, cellular component: protein phosphatase type 1 complex. Gene Ontology annotation, biological process: regulation of glycogen biosynthetic process.
UGUUGCCUGAAUUCCCUAUUGAGGAAGUCAUCUAAAGUCAUCUCCUUUAUUAACCAUUUUGAGAUAUUUUCUUUGUGCGUUGUCAUUAUGUUAUGUAUUUGAAGUGUGCUUCUAACAUAUUUUUAUAUAUCUCCCAUGAGCUCUGACUGCAUAGCUCAAGUUGUUUCUGCCCUAAAAAUAGAGCUGUCUUUUUCCUACAAUGUCAAAUGUAACUUGAUUCCAUACAGUGUGUUAAGUCACAGCACGUCAGUUGCUGGCUGACCAGCUGAGUUCCUCUCACUCUGUCCUACAUUGCCUGAUGGAGUCUGUGGGAGCGCUGGGCAGCUCCACUGGGGCCAGCUCCAACCUUCUGAGCUUGCCGGCACCCUUCCCUUGGGAUGAGGACGAGGAGUUGCUUGGUCUGGGAGGCAUCAAGCCCAGCUCGUCACCCAUACCGAGGCGGCGAAGUUCAGUGUCCUCUGAUGACUCCCAACCACCCCCUUCCAGUAGCCGAAAAGUGUCCUUUGCUGACGCCUUUGGUUUAAGUCUUGUCUCAGUGAAACAGUUUGACGCCUGGGCAGCGAAUGCACCAUCAGGCCCUCUGGAGAGAGACUUGAGUGAAGUUAAGGAGUAUUACAUGUUUCUUCUCUGUACUCUUCCACAGACUGUGGAAGAGCUGGUCUUGCGGACUCAUGAACAGAAGCUAGAACUAGAGAGUCUGGAGUUGCUUCCUGGGACCACAACCCUUAGAGGAAUAAUUCGGGUGCUAAACCUGUGUUUUGAUAAGAUGGUCUAUGUACGUACCUCCUUAGAUUCAUGGAGGAGUCAUUUUGAUCUGUUGGCUGAGUACGUUCCUGGUUCAAGUAAUGGGGAGACUGAUUGUUUCUCCUUCAAGCUUACACUGGUUCCUCCAUUUGGAGAAGAUGGCUCGAGGGUUGACUUCUGUUUGCGAUAUGAAACAUCUUUGGGAACGUUUUGGGCAAACAAUAAUGAAAAGAACUAUGCUUUUUUUUUUUAUGAAAAAGCAAAGGAGAAACCCUGUGAACCCUGUAACAGUGAAAACAAAAGAAAAGGCUGUCUGAAAACAACCAGCUCAAAUGUCACUGCUUUGGCUGACGCUACAACGAAUAACGAGGAAUUUCCCGAUAUAAAUACAAAUUCUGGAAAGCCCACUAACACUCCAUCUCAGAAUGCAAAUUCUGAGAAAAUCCAAAAGGAUAGCAAAGAAUUAGAGGAAGACAUGAGCAGAAUCCGUGACAGAAGGAACAGAAGAAAGGCUGCGCGGUUAGCAAAAGUCAAGGAGCAAUUUGCAAAGAGAGAAGAAGAGAAGAAACAAGGGACCAAGGCAAAAGAGAGUGAACUGAAAGAAGAGACCAACGUGCAGGAACAUGCAUCAAUGCUGGUGAAGACACCAUGGAGCCCUCUAUCACAACAAACAACUGGAGGACCACUGACAUGCAACCAAACAUCACUUUCACCAGCUGAGUGCCUCAAAUUUGCUGAGCAUAGUGGAGAUUCCAUUGAUGCUUUCAGCCGACAAGUUCAAGCACAACCUGAGAAAGACACCAUAAUCCACUUUGAGACAAAUCUGUCCAGAGCACAUGCAAAUUCAACCCUGGAAGGCACAUGUUGUGAUAAAUUCAUUGCAUGCUCUGCUUCGGAAGUACUGGACGAUAUCCAAAAUAUUGAAAACCUCUGUGACCAAACAGUUUCAAUCAAUCAGCAUGUUCCUGGAUGCCAAAAUUCUGACUUGGCAAUCAGCAAGAAUUUUAAAAGAGCAUGGGAGAACUUUGAACAGGAUUUCAGAAGUUUGGCACAAAGCUCUAAGAUAGAUGAGGAUUCAAAUAUCAGUGAUGGGAAAGCAGAACAGAGAGAAAAUUUGACUUUGAAAACUAGCAACUCAGAGAAUCAGCUGUUUUCCCAUGGCUUAACAUUUGGUACUAUUGUAGCCCCACUUUAUCAUCAGGUUUUCAAAAAAAUGGAAUCUGAGAGGAAAGAUUUCAUACACAGGGCAUUUCAAGUCAACCCUUCAUUUAGGGAACUGGAGGAUGAGAGUCAAAGAGCAGUUAUGCCCCCUGAGAGCUAUUAUGCUCCCAUGAGACACACUGCAGAAAUUUGUCCAGAGCCAGUACAUAAUGUUACAGUUGACGUCUGCAAUGAAUCAACAGCACAAAACUUAAUAAACAAAGUGAAGCCAAUUAAAAAUCCUCUUUUUGAGUCAAAUGAAGGAAAACUUGAGAAAACAGAUGAUUCUACCAGUGGUAUAAGAGAGUGCCCAAUAGAAAUUACAAUCACUGAAACAAACCUUCAUCCAAAAGCAACAUCCAAACAACCAGACUUUUCUUUAGACACGCUUGCUCUGACAGAAUUAUCCCUCCAGGUUGAUUCUCACCACAGUCCGUGUUUAAUACCCCUAAUAGAAACAGAUCCUUAUGACGCAAUACAUAAAACAAUGGAUUCCGGUAUUCACAGCCUAUCUGAACAAGCCCCUCCUUCACCACCUACAAUGAUUCUGAAACCUUUAUUAUCCCUGGAAAACCAGAGCUUUGCCACCAAAAUUGAAGUGCUACAAAAUCAGGAGAACUCUACAAAUACUCAAACCCACACCAAAUGGGAGGAUAUAACUUUACAAACCCAAAUGCCCAAUGCCAUUAACAACAACCUGCCUCUGAACAAAAGCAACCAGAUUCUUGAGGAAAGCCACAACCCUAUAUCUGAAAAUAUUACCUUUGUUGUGCCACAAAAUCAGACUGAUUUGAACCCUUCCCUAACUAAAACUCAACCACACAUUACAUCCACUCCGAACCAAAGUCCAGAAGUAACACCUAGCCUGAAUCCCAUUUCAGGGAAGUCUGUUGAGACCCCUAAUUUCUCCGCCACUUCUACAGUGCAUACUAAGCAUUCAAACAGUACUUCUUUUAGUCUGCCCCAAUCUCCUGAAGAUCCCCAAAUGCGCCAGACUUCAGCCAUCAUCUUAGAUUCCUCUGAUGAAAAAUUAGAGCCUGUAUGCUGUGAGAUGAAAAUGAACAAUGAAAAACUUGAAAAAUGUUCUCACCUUGGAUUCGAAACAGAACCAUAUACAGAAUCAGAAAACUCACAGAAAAUUAUGAGCAAUGCUUUGGAGAGCUGCCAAAUGAAUGAAAAGAAACAAAUGCUCAUGGAUUUUUCUACACUGACCCCAGAGACUGAUAGAUCAAGUAUAACUGAUGACACAAAUGACUUUGAUGGAAAACAUGAUGACACAUCUGUAAUCAAAGUGAUGGAUGAAAUUGACAACAUACGGAAAGGGGAAUUAUGCCAGGUUUCAGAAGGACUUGAAGUGCAAAAGGAACAUAAAAUAAUGCAGACAGAGAAGCAGGGACAAGAAGAAGAAAAUUAUGAGGAUGAAGAAGAGGAACAAGAAGAAGAUACAGAAGCAGAAGUAAAGGAGGAAAUAAAUAACACUGAAGAUGAGAUAAAAUAUAUAGAUGAUGAAGAGGACAUGGAUAUGGACAAAAUGGGAGCUGAGAGAGAACAAAAUCAUCAGAUCAAUGCUGUUGAUCAACAAUCACUUGAAACAGAGUUUGAGGAGCAGAAGCUGGUCAUUAAAACCAGUAAUUUUGAAUUAUUACCACCAAUUUGUAUUGACUUAGAUGAGAACGAAGGGCAGCAAUGCACAGGUGAAAGUCAAGGUGAUGGUGAGUUCUCCGAAAGAGAGGACAGCCACCACAAAAGUGGAGUAGAGACCUACGAGGAUAUGGGUGCAGCCUGGCAAGCAUCAACACAAAAUAGUGUAACUGCACUCAGUAGAGGUAUACAAGCUAAGAAGAAUGAUUGGGACCUCUUAGAAUUUAUUGAUAAAGAAGAUGACUUGUGCUGUGAAAGUAAGAAACUUCAGCAUGAGCAGGAAUCUACAGAUGAUGUGAACAAUAUGUUGGUAGACAUGGAAUGUGAGCCAAAAGAUUCCAUGAACAGAGAUAUUGAGGCAGAUGUUGAGGACAAUGCCUCCACAGAAUCUCUAAUCGAUGAUGAGAUGGAGCUGUACCUUCAUAGUCUGAGGAAUUCACAACAGUCAGUUUUCAGAGAGGGCAUGAUGAAUGGAAGCUACUGUAAAAGACCCUCUGUAAGCAGAGGAAGGUCAAUGUCAUUAGCUAUGCCUGCAAUUUCAGAGUCUGUGGAUGAAGACCAGCUAAAUAGUUCCCUUGAGGAUGUAACAAAUAUUGAGGACAUAAUGGAGCUGGAGAGAGCUACACUGCCCCUUGUGGAUGGGAAUGAACAUGUUAUUGGGCGUAAUGUCCUGUGGUGGAAAGAGUUCCUCUCCUAUGAUAACAUGUCAAGGGUUAUUGGGUACACUUUUUUGUUGAUAGUGUUUUUGGUCACAGCAUUUUAUUAUGACUUCAUAGCAUGCUUUGCCCUAUAUCUGCUUACAGUGUAUUGGCUAUUUUGUCAAGGGGAGGGGGAACCUUUGAAAAGCUCUCGGAGAGCUGAGAAAGGACCGCAGUAGAUAUUUUCAAAAGUAGAUCUGUGGACAUGGAUCUAAAUACAUUUUUGUGUGACAAAGUUGGAUUACUUGGGGGUCUUUAUAUAAUUUUUCGUAAUGCCAAAGUAAUUAUUAUAUUUCAUGGCAACUAUUAGCAGACUAUUAGCCAUUUGACUGCUAGUUCAUAUUUGAUGUAGCACAACAUUAGAUGAACUCAAAGGCGCUUUUACACUAUUGAGCCAGUGCGAGCCGUGGCCAACAGCCUCGGACCUCGAGACCAAAAUCGAUCUGCAUUCCCACUAUCGGCCCAAUAACCCCACAGUUUUAUCCUAAAACUCACCCUUAAUACGGCGCCCUGGUGCCAACGUCACACACCCCGCCCAUUUCACAAGCAAGAGGGAAACUCAAGCUGAGGUGUCAGACUCUGGAGACUAGCUAGCCCUCGAAAUUAACAAGGAAUUGUACUGUGCCCAUAACUUCUUUUUAAUUUUUCCCAAACCCCUACCAUUAUGCGCUGGAUACACAACUUGGCAAGUUCAGCGACAAUAUACUAAAUCACAUACUAGUUUCGACAGACGUCAUUGAUCGGAUGUUGCGCAUUUUCAUCAGCCCAAAUAUUCAGAAGAGCCCUGAUUUCAUCUACUUACCAAUACUGACAAUACUCCAUUUUCCGUUGAUUUGUUGAGUGUGGAAAGGAGGAGGCAAGAACUGGCUUAACAAUAUAAAUAAUAUUUUAAUAAUAAACUUCAGCAAAAAGACAAACACACACACACACACACACACACACACACACACACACACAGGUGUCGGGCAGAUGCCCAUAACUCUCUCUCUGUCGCACUGCCGUUUCCGGUCGCCUUUAUCCCUAUUUAUUAGCCUGAUUAGGGGCCGGGUGUGCAGCAUCACGACCCCCCCCCCCCCAUCCUUCCUGACACAUUGAGGUAAGCUGUUAGCUAGAUGAAAAAUUGGGAAAUGAGUAUCUUGGUGCUAAAACCUCUGACCUGACUCAGCGAAACUCCAACUUUGACACUGACCCCACCUCAAUCCACAGUUAGCCUUUCCUUGGCCCAAGGGUUAUCGGUGGGCCAGGGUGCUUGGCCGUUUGUCCCCAAGGAAGCCCUGAGGACCCACGAUGAAGCCCCGGAAGUGACAGUGGGAAUGCAGCUGACCUGGCAUGCAUUAGCAUGCCCUCCUUUGGCCUGAUAGUGGAAAUGCAGCUAAAGUAGGAUUGUGAGAAUUUUUAACAUAACACAAUUUUUGCCAUUAUAAAUUAAUUGCGUGUGACAUUAGGUAUAUUUUUUUCAAAGUUUGCAUACAAUAACAUAAAAAUCUCUUUACACAGAGUUGAGCAUAUUGCAAGGGACAGGGUUGGCAAGGUCACUUUUGAAAUGUAUUCCACUACAGAUUACAGAAUACAUGCUGUAAAAUGUCAUUUGUAACGUAUUCCAUUAGAUUUCUCAAGGUCAGUAACGUAAUCUAAAUACUUUGGAUUACUUCUUCAGCAUUGGUAGAUAUUUUCACUUGUUUUGACAAUAAAAAAAUCUGCCAGUACAAUUAGAAAAAAUACACGUUAAAAAUACAUUCACUGAAAAACCUAAAUAUCUUAUGCAGUGUUGCUUCUAAAACAAGAUAAAGCAAACUGAUCACUGAACUGUUUUAAGGAUUCUCAUCAAGAAUAACAUUUUUGUCCAAAUGUGAAAGGUCUCACUAGAGAGAAAAAAAUCUAAUCUAAUCUAAAAAUAAAAUAUGACUGUACUUGGUAACAAUUGCAUGUAAAAUGGCUGGAAAAGCAUUUUAGCUUAGCAUAAAGAUACUUGUUCACAUGACAAUUUACACAAGGUUUAUUUCUAUUUCUACUGCUCCACACUUUCUUCAAACUUCUCUGUCUGCUCGUAUGAAUGUCACACAUCAUAAGAAAGUGUUCCACCACUGUUCAAACGCUCUUUGUAUCGCAUCAUUUAUAUGGAUAAAUGUUUUCCAACUGAAUAGACUAAAUAUUCAAUUAAACAAAUGACAAUAAAAUGCAAAGUAAUCUCUUCAGUAAUUAAAAUACUUUUUGAAUGUAACUGUAUUCUGAUUACCCACAAUUUGAAUUGUAACUGUAGUGGAAUACAGUUACUUAUAUUUUGUAUUUUAAAUACGUAUUCCCGUUACAUGUAUUCCGUUACUCCCCAACCCUGGCAACCCUGGCGAAGUCAUUAUGUGCUAAUGGUGCCUGGUACAACGAUGUUUAAAGGACCUUUGGGUGAGUUGAAUAGUUGAAGUUUAAUAGAUUACAGAGGAUUAGUCUUGGAAAAGGAUUAUAUGACUAUAACACUGACAUACUUUUAUGUUUUGCUUUAAGUAUCUGACAAGUGGAUUACUGAUUGUAUUUUAAUUUAUACAUAUAAAACAUAAAAAAUGUAUUUGUUUCU